AUGGUAAAAAACAAAAAGGACAGAACUACAACUGAAAAAACUGAAGACAAUGUAAGUUAUUGUAUAAUUCACAAUUUGUUAACUACUUCACACCCAUAACUUUUUUAAUUAAAUUUUUAAAAUCUUUAUAUUGUUGUCUGCUUUAAGGAAAACGAUGAUAUUUCAAUCACCGAUGACAUCAGAGGCGCUGAAUAUUACCAUGGAUUAGUCCCAAGGACAGAUAUCGAGCCAUUACUCAAGAAGGAAGGCGACUUUUUGCUACGAAAAACUGAACACAAUCCAGGUAGGUUGUCGACUGAGGAAAACACUUGUCACCAGGCAGUUGAAGAAAUUUGAAGUUUUUUUUGCCGUUUUAAAAAGCGUUACAAUGUUGUAGGAGAGAUUGUGUUGGCACUGUCAGUACGUCACGAUGGGCAUAUCCGUCACUUUAUGAUCAACCAAGACGAUGACCACACCUUCUACCUCGAGAACCACAGAGAAAAGACUGUAGCCGAGCUGAUCAACUGGCAUCGUUCCACCAGAACCCCUCUUUCUAGUUCUACCCCAGCCAAACUCCGUCGACCGGUCGAACGUCCUGCUUGGCUUCUGAAUCACGACUCCAUCAAACUGUCCAAGAAGCUGGGAGAAGGUGCCUUUGGUGAAGUAUACCUAGCGGAAUACACAAGUGCUGGCGACAGAAUGGAAGUGGCCGUGAAGACGAUGAGAGAAGAAGCUACACGUGACGCUAGACUCAAGUUUAUGAAGGAAGCUCGUCUGAUGCGCAAGUUCCAGCACAAGAAUGUAGUUCGGAUCAUGGGAGUGGCUGUACAUGAACAUCCUCUCAUGUUGAUCAUGGAGUUGUGCCCAGGAGGGUCAGUGCUGACCUACCUACGCAAAAACCGUGGCAAUGUUGAUCAGAAGACGAAGCUACGAUUCGUGAGUGAAGCAGCAGAAGGACUGUACUUCUUGGAGCGACAAAAGUGCAUUCAUAGAGAUAUCGCGGCCAGAAACUGUUUGUUGUCGGCCAAAUUGGACCUCAAAGUGGCCGACUUCGGAAUGAGUGACGACAGGUGCUACAUGCAUGAUGACAAGCUGGAUAAAGUGCCCGUGAAGUGGCUGGCUCCAGAGACGAUGCAGAACAAAAUCUACUCUAACAAAACUGAUGUGUGGUGAGUAUUUCGGGUCAAAUUUUAAUUUUUUUUUAAAUUUUAAGUUUGCAACUCAUAGCUUACUAUAAUAUAAAUAAGGUUUUGCUUUUUAGGUCAUUCUCCAUUCUGGUGUACGAGAUCUACUCUGACGGUGCAGAACCCUACGCCGGGAUGACAAACAUUCAAACUCGAGCCAAGAUUGUGGUCACCGACUAUCGUAUGGAAAUGCCGAAGGAUUGUCCGCCGAAGAUGGUAGCAUUAGUUACAUUGUGUUGGAGUAAGGAUCCCAACAAACGACCCGACUUUGGAAAAAUCACCAAGAUGCUCAAAGAGAUCAAAGUCUAG
This is a messenger RNA of Bursaphelenchus okinawaensis, 1472 nucleotides long. The record is from the annotation of a GenBank genome assembly. NCBI's taxonomy places the organism in Eukaryota, Metazoa, Nematoda, Chromadorea, Rhabditida, Aphelenchoididae.